AACUCAGAAUCUUCUCCCUGUAACUCAGCCGAACUCACAUCUCCUGUCAACAUGUCCUACAACUGCUGCUCUGGAAACUUCUCCUCCCGCUCCCUUGGGGGCUACCUGCGCUCUCCCCGCUCCUCCUGUGGCUCUUCCUACCCCAGCAACCUGGUCUGCAGCACUGACCUCCGCUCUCCCAGCACCUGCCAGCUGGGCUCAUCUCUCUACCGUGGCUGUCAGGAAAUCUGCUGUGAGCCCAUCACCUGCCAGACGUCCUGCUACCGCCCAAGGACCUCCAUUCUCUGCAAUCCCUGCCGCUCGACUUACACCACGUCUCUGGGUUCUGGAUCCAGAAGCAGCUGCUCCCUGAGCUAUGGAUCCAGAAGCUGCUACUCCCUGGGCUGUGGUUCUAGGAGCUUCAGACCCCUGCAUUCUGGGGUCUGUGGCGUCCCUUUCCUGCGUUAUGGGUCUGGAUUCUACUGUCCAACCUACUAUGCCUCCAGGAGCUGCCAAUCAUCAUGUUACAGACCAACCUGUGGAUCUGGCUUCUACUGA
This is a messenger RNA of Pteropus alecto (black flying fox), 537 nucleotides long. Its product is annotated as keratin-associated protein 13-1. Bases 52 to 537 code for a protein of 161 amino acids. The transcript has a single exon. Lineage: Eukaryota; Metazoa; Chordata; Mammalia; Chiroptera; Pteropodidae. The record is from RefSeq and is a predicted model, not a curated record.